CCCACGGCAGCCACCGGUGACGCAUCUGUGGGGCGCUCAGUCCACGCUGGGCGCUGAGGACUCGCUCCUCACCACGGCUCUGAGCCGCAAGAACUAUUUUGAGACCCAUUUCACAGCUGGGGAAUCGAAGCCAAGCACUGAGCCCAGACCCAGGUUCUCAGCUGACUCAGAAGAGGUCUGCAGAGCUUCGGGCUUUCCCCCCCGGGCGGCAGAACCUGCUGGAGACUCUGCUUCAGCCCCCCGCCGGACCAGAGGCCCCAGAGAGGUGUCCAAGCAGAACGUUGCACCAGUGACUCACGAGGGCACCUCUAAUUCUCCCAUGGACCAAAUGAGCUCAACUCUGGGGUGGCAGGAGCCUCUGGACAGCGAGGCAGGGACAGAAUGCCCAAGGGACCAGGAUGACAGUCUUCUGUGUGAGGAUGUGCAGCAACAAGAUGAGGAUCUGUCAGCUGAAGAAAUAAUAUUUUUGAAAGAGUUUCCCAUCAUCAAGGAAGAGCUAGAAGUGGACAUCAAGAAGCUCCAUGCCCUUGCAGAUGACAUCAACACAACCCACAGAACAUUCACCAAGACCAACAUGUUGGCCACCUCCAUCACUGUGGUCUCAGACACCAUGAGCAUCCUGGGUCUGGUCCUCGUCCCAUCAACAAUAGGAGGAAGUCUGGUGCUCUCUGCUGUUGGUAAAGUUUUGGGGACAGCAGCCGGGUUCACCAGCAUCUUCACCAAUGUUAUGGAACACUUUCAAAGUCAAAAAGCCCGAACUCAAGCCAGCACCCUAGUGUCUACCCAUAACCAUGAGGUCGAGGAGGCUCAGGGAAAGAUGGUCUAUAUCAUGAGUGUCGGAAAGAAGGCCUAUGAUUGUGGAAGUAACAUCAUGGAUGUUAAGAGGAACAUCCAUGCCUUUCAGAGAGCCAGAGCCCACCCGCGUCUGGCCACUGCAGCCAAGCGUCUCCUGACCACUGGCCAAGUCUCGGCCCGAAGGAGCAUGCAGUUGCAAAGGGCCUUUAAGGGCACAGCAGUGCUGAUAAAGAAAAAUGCUCGCAUGCUGUGUAGUGCUAUGGCUGGCUUCUCCCUCUACCAGGACGUGGUCACCCUCCUGACCGACUGGAAGCAACUGAAGAAAGGAGAAGGAAGCAAGAUGGCAGAAGAGCUGAGGGCCCACGCGCGGGAGCUAGAAAGGAAGCUGACAGAACUCACCCAGCUCUAUGAGAGCCUGCAGCAGCAGAAACUCUUCCAAGAGAAAAGGCCCAGGAGCUCGUCUUCGGGCGGAGCCACGGGGUCUCUGGCUUGACCUCCAGGCAGGCGUGGGGAAGCAGGACCUCAGGUGACAGGAGAGGACUCUGAGCAGAAUUAAAAGGGGACACGGUGGGGGCGGGCUGGGUUGGCAGAGGCGAUGCCUAGGACUUAGCAAUCGGGAGGUCCAACUGGGGCCUGAGGGCGCGGUCAGCUAGUGAGUGUGGCGAGGUCCAUCUGUCCUGCCUCUCCUUCACCACCCUGCUUCUUCAUUGUCCCCCAUCCCUUCUCUAGGGCGCCGCCUCUUUCCCGCUGCUUCUCCGAUGCCCCAUUCACUCACGCGCACACAGUAGGUCCUCAUGAAGCAUGUGUCGAUUGGUGCGGGCUCUAUAUUAAAUGCAGAGGAUAGGACAGGAGGGUCCCUGAGGUGAGGGGCAUCUUGUGCUCACCUUUCCGUGGCCAGCUGCCUGCUCUGCUCCCUUCCUCCGGCACCCAGGGUAAUGCUGGGUAAGACCUGGGUUUGCACACAACAGGACGUCACUGGAAACUGCUCGACCAGAUUCCAUCAGGAAAGAGAGAGGCCCAGGAGCCCUUCUCUCCUCCCCGAGUUCAGAGCAAUUUAGGAUUCCUCAGAAACUGUGAGGACCUCUCCAGGCUUCCUGCAUCACCUAUCUUCAACCUACUUCUUUCUUAUGUUUUAGCUGCUGUUUUGAAAGCAGUGCAUGGACAUUAAAUACAACUUUUUAAAAAUUCAGGCAGGGGCGCCUGGGUGGCUCAGUCGGUUAAGCAUCUGCCUUCGGCUCAGGUCAUGAUGGAGCCCCGCAUCCGGCUCCUUGCUCAGCCGAGAGCCUGCUUCUCCUUCUCCCUCUCCCUCUGCCUUCUGCUCCCCCGCUUGUGCUCUUUCUGUCAAAUAAAUAAAUAAAAUCUUAAAAAAUAGUAAAAUAAAAUAAAAUUCAGUCAAGUAAAACACAGGAGUUAGAAAUAAUGCAUCAACUGGGCGCCUGGGUGGCUCCGUCGUUAAGCAUCUGCCUUCGGCUCAGGUCAUGGUCCCAGGGUCCUGGGAUCAAGUCCCAAAUCAGGCUCCCUGCUCGGCGGGAAGCCUGCUUCUCCCUCUCCCACUCCCCCCUGCUUGUGUUCCCUCUCUCACUGUGUGUCUCUCUUUCAAAUAAAUAAAUAAAAUCUUUAAAAAAAAAAGGGAUAAUACAUCAACCAAGGGUGACGACUGUUGGCAGUCUGGUGUAGAAUGUUCAAGUGCCUGCCUUCCGUACUUGUCCUGAGACUGCCCGCUGGGGACCCUCCCUCAAGGCUGCGUUAGAUAAAAAUCCUAGAUUUUUUUCUGCAACCCAGAGUUUUCUCUCUCUCAUUCUCAAUUCCCUCCUUUGCCUACAGAUCUAGAACUUUCUAGGUUGCUGUUUUCACUUCACAAUAUUUUCCUACCAUUCUCUAUUUCACUUAGUUUUUAUAGACUUUUUUUAUGUUACGAAAUAUUCUCUUGAUUAUAUAUACAAUCUUUUAAAUUAGACAUAUGUUAGUCAUCACUUUCUGUUUUAAGUAGCCAAAAGCCACGCAAACUGGCUUACACAAAAAAGGGAGUUUAUUGACUCGUGUGCUUAGCCAGCUUAGGGGUACAGCGGGUUUCAGGUGUGUCUGGAUCCAGAGGACAAAAAAGGAUGUCAUCAGGUAUUUGCCUUUCCAUUUCUCAGGCAGGCCUGCACCAGGUUCAGACAAGAACCCUCCCCCAAGCCUCCCCCCGCAACCCAGUGCACCCCAUUCCCACUGGGUGCUCCCAAGGGGAAAGGGGCGGGGCAGAGGUCCAGGGGCCGCUCUGAUUGGUCAGGACUGGGUCACGUGCCUUUGCCUGUGCUGGAUGGGGCCUGAGCGGUGGGCGCUGUAAGGUACGGGAAGGGAGAAAGGAGCCAGAAGAGGAAAAGCAAGGGCUACACUAGAUGCCUUCCGCUUUCAGGGACAUUUAGAUUAUUUCAAAAAAAUUUUUUUAUGCAUAGUGGUAAAAUGAAUAUCUGUGUGCCAAAAGCUUAUUGCGUUAUUAUUACGAUUUCUUUUCUUAAAAUAGAGUCCCUGAAUGGGGAUCCCUGAAUAAAGAAGGACCCUAUGACGGGAAAGGAGGAGUCUCCACCUACCCCCCCCCCCCCAAUUACAGUAGUGAAAUAUAUCAUGGGAAACGGGAAAGAUUUAAAGCGUGGAGGGGAAAGAGAGCCACUGUCCCCAUUUCAGACCACAGCCUGCCAGUCCCAUUUCCCACAUCUUACCCUCGCGGGGGUUAAAUAGUUGCCAUGCCACUGUGCUUCCUGCUUUUGCUGUUCUCAUUUCUUCUCAGAAGUUCUUCAGGAGCAGAAUGAUGACAGAAAAAACCCUCUGAAGGCCUGAGAUACGCGGGAAGCCAUUGGAGAUUUCCUUCCAAGCCAAUGUGACUGUUAGAAGCUUUGUUCAAACCCAAAGCCUGACUUAUGGCCCACCACGCGUGCGUCAGGCUUCGUACACCUGCUUUGUGAGUGAGCUGCCUGAAGGAAAGCCAUCCUGUCCUCGAGAAGUCAAUCAAUGCCCCUACCCGCCCUGCAUUCCUUUCUGGUGAACCCGUGAUUCCCGCCUGCGUGCAAAUCUAUAAUCGUUAGAGCUUUUACGAGAUGUAAGAAAGGCUAUCACCCUGAAAACACGGUUCAUUCUUCCUGGAGCCCGUUCUUAUUUUUGCGAUGGCUUUAUUUUUCUCAUCUCUUUUUUCCUAU
Molecule: messenger RNA, 3971 nt
Organism: Mirounga angustirostris (Northern elephant seal)
Lineage: Eukaryota; Metazoa; Chordata; Mammalia; Carnivora; Phocidae
Gene: APOL6
Product: apolipoprotein L6
Exons: 5
Coding region: 320-1288 (322 amino acids)
Biological process (GO): lipoprotein metabolic process; lipid transport
Cellular component (GO): membrane; extracellular region
Molecular function (GO): lipid binding
Source: RefSeq, a predicted model, not a curated record